AGCAUUCAGUGUCAAGGUGCUCGAACUGGCGGUCGCUAGCGCUCCAGUGAUAGAAGAAGCUAACGAACUCGAACCCAACCGAUCUUGCCCAGCAUCUGGAGGCUGGAGUUGGAAUUCCUCGCAGAGUUUCGCAUAAGAACGUUUAGCCAAAUCGCACGAGAUUCAGUUGGGCGCUCCACUUUCGACAGUGAGGACGUCGCUCGAGCGGUUCGCGUGGUUUUCGGUUCAUCAAAUCAAAUCAAAUCAAACAAUAAAUUUGUUUUUGAGCAAACAAAUCAAUCGAGUGUGUUGUGCGUGUCCUGUUCCUGAAAAACAGUGAUAAAAAUCCAUCGAGUGACCAAGAUUCUGGAAUACAGCUAACUGAAAUGCAUCUGCGGUCAAUGACAAACAACCGGGGAGUCAGCAUGAUGGCGCUGCUGGGCCUAAUGCUGCUUUUGGUGGACACCAGCUCUUUGGCGGCGGCACGCAAGUUGCCCAAGCGACCGACGGCGGUGAAACCGUUGAAGACAUUUCCGCGCAACAAUGCCACACCGAUUCCGGGAUCGGUGGCAUCGCCAAACGGAAGCGAGCUACCAAAACCGUUGAGCGUUGAGCCAGCGGAAGCGAUUGUCGCAUCGCCACCUGGUUCUGCAGAUUCCUCAGUUGAUUCUGCCCCUCAGUCACCUGCUGCAUCACCAGCUGUAUCACCUGUUGCUGCUUCUGCCGCUGAGACCAAGGCCGAUGAUCUUGGCCUCACUCCCAUGGCAACACCUUCAGCUGGCUCUGCAUCUUCCUCGGUGGACGAGGACUGCGAACCGGAUAUGAUUGGCUUCGAGCUCAUAACAGGGUACGUGCUAUCGGCGCCAUCGAAGCAAUUGGAAACGCUGCCCGGCACCCUCAUGCUGACCGACUGCCUGGAGGCCUGCCAGGCCAAUGAAUCUUGCAGCGCGGUUAAUUACGAGACGGGCCUGUGUGUCAUGUUCCGCAGCACCGCCGAUCAGUUGCCAGGUUCACUUUCCCGCUCCCAGUAUCCCGUGUUCACCGUUUACGCGCAGAAAUCCUGCUUCGGAGUGCGUCCCUGCUCGAAGGCCUGGUGCAUCGAUCGCGUCCAGGGCUACCGACUCCCCGAGCGGGCCAAGGCCAGCCAGAGUGUGGCCACGCGGCGCGACUGCAUCGAGCUGUGCCUGGGCGAGACGGAGUUCACCUGCCGAUCGGCCAACUACUAUGCGCACUCUGGCCUGUGCGAGCUCUCGGACAUGGAUCGCAUUACGCUGUCGGACGAGGCGAAUAUCGCGGCCUACGAUGGCGCCGACUAUCUGGAGAACAACUGCGCCGAGGAGCCGAGCAAGCUGUGCGAGUUCAAGCGCGUAGCGGGUCGCAUUCUCAAGACGGUGGACUCGGUGCACCAGAACGUUCAGACGCUGGACGAGUGCCGCGACCUCUGCCUCACGGCCCCGUUCCGGUGUCAUUCGUACGACUACAACGAGACCGGGGAGCUGGUGUGCCGCCUGUCCCACCACAGCAGGGCCACGCUGACGGAUCUCUCGGAACCGUACCUCUCCAUCGAGGAGGCGGCCACCUACGAGCAGUCCGCCUGCUACAAUGUCUCCAUCGACUGUCGCUCCGGCGAGAUGGUCACCAAGAUCCGCACCUCCAAGCUGUUCGACGGCAAGGUCUACGCCAAGGGAGCCCCGAAAUCCUGUGCCGUGAAUGUGAACAACUCACUGGAGUUCGACCUGAAGAUGCGCUACAACGACCUGGAGUGCAAUGUGCGACAGAGCGCCUAUGGGAGGUAUAUGAACGACAUUGUGAUCCAGCACCACGACAUGAUUGUCACCUCCUCCGAUCUUGGACUGGCCGUAUCCUGCCAAUACGACCUGACCAACAAGACGGUGGUCAACAAUGUGGACCUGGGCGUAACCGGGGAGAUCGAGUCGACGCUGAGCGAGGAAAUCAUCGUCGAUUCGCCGAACGUCAUCAUGAAGAUAACCGCACGUGAUGGCAGCGACAUGAAGAGGAUCGCCGAGGUUGGCGAUCCGCUGGCACUGCGAUUCGAGAUCGUCGACGCCAACAGCCCGUACGAGAUCUUUGUGAGGGAACUGGUGGCCAUGGACGGGACGGACAGCGCCGAAAUCACACUGAUCGACGCCAACGGCUGUCCCACGGACCAGUACAUAAUGAGUGCCAUGCAAAAGCUGGCCAGCAAUCGCAAGGUGCUGCUCUCACAGUUCGACGCCUUCAAGUUCCCCUCCUCGGAGCUGGUGCAGUUCCGCGCCCUGGUCACGCCCUGCAUACCGCGCUGCGAACCGGUUAUUUGCGACAACGAUGAGAACGGCGAGCUCAAGUCGCUGCUGUCCUACGGUCGUCGCAAGCGUUCGGUGCUCAACGGCACUGAUGGCGUUGAGCUGGCCAUUAAGUCGGAACGCCAAAAACGUGAUGUGAGUCAUCAGGCGGCCGGCGAUGAGAACAUUCUGCUGGUGCAAUCGAUACAAAUCACCGAUAAGUUCGCCUUCAAUGGCGCCGAUUCACCAGGAGGUUCGAACUCCGAUGGUCUGGAUGGCCUGGCCAAAUUGCAACUGGACCUGGGCACCAAAUCGGACACUUGCAUAAAUGGCUAUGGCUUCAUAAUUGCCGGGGCUCUGUUCCUGCUGCUCCAGCUGACGGUCAUCGCUGUCUGGGACAAUAUGCAGAAGCGAGCGUUACACAAGCGGUAAGAACGUCAACUCAACGCCAGUGAAUGGCCUUUUAACAAGCCAGUUGGAGAGAACAGAUGAUGGAGGAGGAGAAAAGCAGAAACUAGCAUGAAAUUCUACUUAGCUCAAAACUUAGCACCGCUCAUAAUCUAGUUAGUAGAUGUACGAUCGAGAGAUGGAGAAUGGAAAUGGAGACGCAGACGCCCUUCCCCGGACUUUCCGCCAUAGAGCUGGACUCCUCUGUGAAGGGAUCCCCUAGGAACGAACCGUAGCUUAAUAUUUAUACCUACACCUAUGCGCAUUUAGGCGCCCCCCUCUAUAAGACUUAACUAUACUAUACUGCUUAAGACUCGGAACUUGGAACUUGGAACUCGGAAAGAAAAGCUCCUUAGUUUGUAGUGCGAACGAACCAUUCAAACCUCUCAAGCGAGCUUCGAACUGACAACCAUUGCUCGUUUAAGAGGUUUGACUGUCUACUAAUACUUAAACACCUAACCUAACUUAACUUAAUGCUUAUAUAUGCUAGGCCCAAUCAAAAACACACACAACACACAACAGAAAAUGUAAGAAAAUGUAACAAGAGACAAAACUUCAGAUGCUAUAAAAGGUAAAUAAACGUAUUAGAAAGAUA
Drosophila takahashii is the source of this 3303-nucleotide messenger RNA. It is a transcript of the gene mey, whose product is annotated as morpheyus. Lineage: Eukaryota; Metazoa; Arthropoda; Insecta; Diptera; Drosophilidae. The record is from RefSeq and is a predicted model, not a curated record.